Messenger RNA from Setaria italica (foxtail millet), 1272 nucleotides. RefSeq names its product protein PGR. The transcript is spliced from 5 exons. The record is from RefSeq and is a predicted model, not a curated record. Bases 174 to 1055 code for a protein of 293 amino acids. Gene Ontology annotation, cellular component: membrane. Lineage: Eukaryota; Viridiplantae; Streptophyta; Magnoliopsida; Poales; Poaceae.
GAAAUCUCAGAACAGCAGCAAAGAAACACCAGAGCAGCAAGACAACGAGCACCUCGCGACGAUCGCUCUUCCAAUUCCUCGAGUUGAAACGAUUUCGCAAGCAUUAAGGUUGCCAAUUUUGCCAAUUUGCUUCGGUGGUAUUGGUAGGAUCCCAGGGCGACGAGGUAGCCGCAAUGGAUCACGGUGGCGGCGGCGGCGGCAUCUGGAUCCGCGCGGCGGCGGCGGUGGCGGCGGGAGGCGCCAUCGCGGCGCGCGCCGUCCGGCGCAGGUCUGUCGACUUCAGCGCCGUGUACGUCGGAGUCCCUGCCAUGGUGGCUCAUACCAUCGCCGGGUACAGGUUCGCGGGGUUGCUGCUGGUAUUCUUCUUCACGUCGUCGCGGGUGACGAGGGUCGGGGAGGCGAGGAAGCGUGCUCUUGAUCCCGAGUUUAAGGAGGGCGGGCAGCGUAACUGGAAGCAAGUUUUGUCAAAUAGCGGCAUUGCAAGUAUCUUGGUUGUUUUGAUAGCAUUAGUUACUGGAGGGACAGAUAGGUGUUUGGAUUCUAAAGAGUCGACUCUUGUAACUGCACUUAUUGGUGGUGUUAUUGGACAUUAUGCUUGCUGCAAUGGUGAUACAUGGUCUUCUGAACUUGGCAUUCUUAGCAAAGCUGAGCCACGAAUUAUCACAACAUUCAAGAGAGUGCAAAAGGGUACCAAUGGUGGUGUAACCAUAGAUGGACUUCUCGCAGCAGCAGCAGCAGGAUUCUCAAUUGGGCUUGCGUUUGUGCUGAUAGGAUUUUUAACCACUCACUGUGCUUCUGAUGUAUUCUGGAGGCAGCUGCUAGUUAUACCCUUGGCUACAGCUGCUGGCCUAUGUGGAAGCCUGAUUGAUUCAAUCUUGGGCGCAACAGUUCAGUACAGUGGUUUCUGCAGUGUUCGUAAAAAGGUGGUCGGAGUAGACGGUCCAACCGUAACGAGAAUUUCCGGAAUCAACAUACUGGAUAACAACGGGGUCAAUGUAGUGUCUGUAUUCUUGACAACUGUUCUUACUGGGGUGGCUUGCACAUACAUCUUCUGAGGUCUAGCAACUGAGAGUAAUCAUAGGAUGACAUUACUGAAGACAAAUAGAAAACCAAUUGAUGGAUUAGAACAUCAAAUUGUGUAACAGUGCCAUUAAUCAGCUUUCAUACAGGUAGUAGUAGAUGCAAAUUGUUGUUUUAGCAUCAAGUAUUUUCAACACUGGAUGAUAUCUUAAAUCCUUUUAAUAGAGAAAGACACUUGCAGCUAUCCCUUAA